This is a messenger RNA of Porites lobata, 2642 nucleotides long. The record is from the annotation of a GenBank genome assembly. NCBI's taxonomy places the organism in Eukaryota, Metazoa, Cnidaria, Anthozoa, Scleractinia, Poritidae.
GAUGUUCGUUUGGUCGAUGGUACAGAUUCUAUCCUGCAAGGCCGAGUGGAAGUGUUUUACAAUGGAACCUGGGGAACAGUGUGUGAUGGCUUGUGGGACCUCACAGAUGCUAACGUAGUUUGCAGAGAACUUGGAUUUGAAGGAGCUGUAAAAGCACACGUGUUUGCGACUUUUGGGCAAGGAAAUGGAACAAUAUGGAUGGAUGACGUAAGGUGUACUGGUAAUGAAAGAUCAUUGACAGAGUGUCGUCACAACGGCUGGGGAAAACACAACUGUGAUCAUAGAGAAGACGCAGGUGUAGUUUGUUCUUCAGGUAAGAAAAAAGGCCGUUUUGUGAAUGAAACCAUACGCAAUAGCUAGGGUUGCCGCGGCAAGAAAUUUUGGACCACGCAAUGCACCGUGUUUUUUUUACUGGCUAGUGUAACUAAUUUAUUACAGGUUUCAGUUUUCAUGUUGUAAAAUGUAAUUGAUUACUUACAUCAUUAUCAUUGUUAUUAUUAUUAUUAUGCGGACUCGUAUAGAGAUCUUAGCCCCAAGCAAAUUUACAGGAUUCAUGAAAAUGAAAAGAAGGGAAAAUACAACCCUCGCGUCACAGAAAUAGAGCAAGGCACAUUCACCCCACUGGUAUUUAAAACGACGGGAGGGAUGGCUGACGAAUGCCUGAGAUACCACUCAAGAUUAGCCGAGCUAUUAUCUGCAAAAAAGCAAGAGAGCUACGCCACAACAAUUUCAUGGGUCAGGGCGAAAGUGUCCUUUGCAAUUUUUCGGAGCGCGCUCCUAUGCCUAAGGGGUUCGAGAACUCCGAGAAGGAGGAACUUAGAUGUUAAGGACAGGGAUCUAGAAAUAGAGAAGGGUCAAGCAGGACUUCCCUAGACUCAACAGCUAUAGAUAUUUUAUUAUUGGGAUGUACAUAGAAGUUUUCAUUUUUUAGUUUAUAGACAGUUGUUUACAUUUGCUCUGUUGAAAACCACCGGACCACCAAGAAGUCUUUUUUAACUAUAGUUAUACUAAAUUUGUAUUUAAUUUUCAAUUUGAGAAGAGUAAUAAAGUAUGUUUUUUUGUUUAUUAUAUUAUUAUAUUAUUAUUAUUAUUAUUAUUGUUAUUAUUGAUGUUCAUAAGUUACAAAUUAAAUUAAAUUAAAACAUAUAUGUACCAACAAAACAUCCUCUGCUCAUUUACAACUAGAAAGCAAUUAAGAAAAGGAAAGGAAAAGAAAGAUAGAUCUAUAAAAGUGACACGAGAAGAUGGACUGAAGUUAGUACAAUACAACGUCACAAAAUAUACAAACUUAUUUACAUUCUUGUCAUCUUGCUUAGUUUAUUGCCCCCGCAGGAUUCCGGCACAGAGGCCGGGACCCGAGGAGGGAACCUAAAUUCCCCCGCUUAAGAAAGUAUCGUUUAUUUCGUUGCAUUAAUGAUAUGCCAAAUCUUCUCGAUUUGAAGAAACUAGGCGCGCAAGGUGGUGCCGGUUAAUUUUUCAGCAUGCGCGCAAGGCGGUUCUGGGUAAUUCUGGUUUAGCAAUCGCGCAAGGUGUUAUUGGGAAAUUCUAGAAACACGUCGGUGACCAGUCAGUAUUAGAUUCCAUCCUGCAGAACCGUACCUUCCCCUCCUAGCUUAACUUACAUGGAUUGCCUAAGGGUUUGUUUACAUGGAGGUGGGGAACCCCAGCUUAGGAAGGGCUAAAUAUUAACCCUCCUUUACAUGCAAUCUUACAACCCCGCCAUCCCGGGGUGCAUUUUCUCAAGAUUGUUGAAUGGUCGUUAAGCACUUAAACAGGAAAAAUGCUGGCAAACCAAUUGUUUUGGCGAUUAAUACUCUUCCACUCUUAAGUUGCUGCUCUUGCUGCAACCUUCAGCGCCGUUGCUUUCUUUUGUUACCUUUAAUAAUGAUGCAAAACCACCGCCAAAGUGAAUUUUGCACGAAUUUGAUGUUUCACGAAUCUCCCCCCUGCUAGGCUGGUUACUUCACCUAGCCUUGAACGUUUGCACAUGGCAAAAUUUGACCCCGGCUGAGAGCGUUACCCUGUCUGUUAGACCUGGUAACCCGCUUUGGCGGGUCACCCCAUUCAUCAUGUAAACGAGAUUAAAUUAAAAUGAGAGAUUAUAUGGACAGGCGGGCUACCUCACCUACCUACGUCUCUUCAAAUGUCUACUCUUCUUAUCUUUUUCUAAGUACUAAGUCCCUUCAAGUUUUUUAGAAAAAAAAAAAGGGAGAUUGAAUGGGGCAUAAGCAGGUUCCGAACCCGCGGUCACACUCACUCCAUCGACAUUGCGGCGGUUGGUUUCCAAUGAAUGGCAAAUAACCGUUUUGAUCCACUCGAUUUUUCCCUUGGAAUCCUUAACAAUUUUUAUUCUGUUUGUUGUCUUUAAUUUAGUUAGAUUGGUUGGUUGGGGUAAUGUUACAUCCCAAGGUCGAGUUGAAGUGUUCUACAAAGGAUCCAGGAGAGAAGUUUGCGGUAGCAACUGGGAUAUAAAGGAAGCAAACGUGGUCUGCCGUCAGCUUGGGUUUCAAGGAGCUGUGGCAGCAGCUACAACGGCAUCAGAUUCCUCCUUUAUGUAUAGCGUUCAGUGUGAUGGAAAUGAGACGUUAUUAACGGAGUGUGACCUAACGCCUAGAACCUGGUGCUGGCCUAACAGGGCGGCU